AAUAUUCUCCUGCCCGCCCCUUUUACAUCAUGUGAGCUAAAGGUGGUUUGUUGUUGUCCUGUCAGUUCCUUCUCUAAAACGCCAAACAUCACGGUACAAUGGAAUCAAAGGAUGGGACACUGUAUGCAGACUGAAAGCAGACCAGUACCAGAUGACCUCAGAGGUCGAGGUGGUUCAUAAACCCGCAGGCCCCUCGGCAGAUAUACAAAGAAGUCUGGAUGAAGACUCGAUGGUGGACGGACCUCUGAUCUCCGCUGACGCCCUUUACUCUGCCAUCAGGAGAGAGUUUCAGACUGUACCUACACCCUACCAUGCGGGCCUCCUCUCUGUACUGCAUGUUGUGUAUGUAGUGUUGUCCGUGUGUUUAGCAGUGCUGUGUGUGUUGAAAGCUGGCCAAGAGGAGGUGUGCACAAGUAUUUUGGGUAAAGUGCAUGGCGACAGCGUCAUUGUGUUUGGGAAGGUGGCUUUAUGGGCGCUGGUGCUGUUGUUCACCGGGUGUGUGCAGCAUCACCACAGCCGGGCCAGAAGCAGAGGAUACCUGCGGUUCUACAGACAGAUGCAGGGACUGAAGCACCUGCCACUCACAGUGCACUCUUCAGGAAACGUUCUGCUGCUGGUUGUGCUGGCUGCAGGAUUAUCUCCUAAUGUGCUCACUUACAUGCUGCUCAGCAUUCUGGGGCUGGAGGUCCUGGUGGCAGUGCCAUGUCUGCUCUAUUACACAGUGAAGGUGAUGCGGUUCAACAGAGAGCGCGCAGCACCAGAUGUGAGCCAGGAAGAGCAUUCACGAAACUUCAGCGUCACAAGCAUGCCGACUGAGACCGGCUUCAGGGAGUGCUCCAGUCUGGAGGAGGUUGUGGAAAAGCAGGCCGACCUGAUUGAAUACCUGAAACAGCACAACACCUUACUGAGCAAACGGCUGCUCAACCUCACCUCUCAGCACUGACCUCCUCCACCUCUUCCUCCAACCUGUGAUCCAGCAGCCACAGAAGCCAAACACAAAAGAGAAGGGAUCUGUUGGUAUGAAAGAGAGGACUGAAACUUGAAGAAACACUGGAUAAAGAGACUUGAAAGUAAGAGAAUCCCUGUGCACUCCAGCACCUGUGCGCACACACUUGAAGACAGGAUGGAAAGAUAACGCUGGAGGAGGUGAGCUGUAAGUGGAGGGCAGUUAAAGAGGGGAGGCAGGAGGAGGAGGAGAAGGAGGGGAGUCGUGGGUCACAGAUCAGAGGUGAGGGGUUUUUAUCACUGUGUUAUGACCCUCAGUGACCCACGUUUGCUGCUGUUUGUGUUACUGUGAGAGAAACAGAGGGGGUAACAAUGUUUUAGAGAUCAUCUGCACUAAAGGAGGAACUGAGAGAGGAGAGAUUAGAGGGGGGUUGCGCUUAUCAGGGUCCAACGAGAGAGGGAGAGGAGGUCGAUUAAUGCUGUAAAAUGUCCGCAAGUGCUUUUUUAUUUGUCUGGUAUGUGUUAUUGAUUCAUUUGGUAGUGGUUUUCUAUUUUUUCAAUCAUCAAGGUUGUGUAUUUGUGGUCUGAUUACAAUAAAUCUUUAAUAUUCUCAGUU
Notolabrus celidotus (New Zealand spotty) is the source of this 1561-nucleotide messenger RNA. RefSeq names its product transmembrane protein 192 (gene tmem192). Bases 152 to 943 code for a protein of 263 amino acids. The record is from RefSeq and is a predicted model, not a curated record. NCBI's taxonomy places the organism in Eukaryota, Metazoa, Chordata, Actinopteri, Labriformes, Labridae. Gene Ontology annotation, cellular component: lysosomal membrane; late endosome. The transcript is spliced from 7 exons.